CCCUCGGCCUGUCUCUCACGCACCAGUUACGUCUGACCGUAAAAAAUAGAAACUUCCAAGAUGGCCGAGUCCGUGGACUCCAUGCAUUUCGCUGCGAACAGCAAAACAAAUUCCCCGAAACCCCUACUGGCCAAACGACCGCCCGAGAGCCGUCCGCAGUCUUCCAGCGACAUUUUCCCACCCACCCCGAAGAAGGUCAGGGUGGAGGAGAAGGGCCUGAAGCACAGGAAACUGAACGGAGAGGUGUGCGCAGGGGAAAAACACAACGGGAAGCAGAGUUGUGGAAGCCCAGCGAAAUGGAGUUUCGGCCCGGCCAAGGCGAGCCACUCCACCGCCUCCGCGAUGCCAACUACCCCUGUCAGGAAAAUCUUCAAAAUCAGCAACUUCCUGGCCUCGCCUCCCAAGGUGAAAAAGGCGAAGGAGAAGCGACACAAGGAGAAGGAGAGGAGCAGCGAAGCCCCGCGGAGCUCCGCCGCCGCUGUGGAGAGAGUGAGCCCCGCUAGCUGCCAUACAAAGACGGAGAACGGCGACGUGAAAACGCUGCAGAGAGAUCACAGUGUGAAGGAGAAAGACAGGCAGAAGAAGAAGGAAAAGAACAAGGAGUGGAACAAACACAAACUACCACCUGUGCAUGACAUUGUGAGAGAAAACGGAGAGGUGAUGUCCCCCCAGAAAGAGUCUAAAGAGGUGCUCAGUGUUGGUUCAGAGGAAGAGCUGCUGCUUAAGAAACUCAAGAAGAAGAAGAAAAAGAAGCACAAAGACAGCGAGUGGGUGAAAGAGAGGCACAGCCGGCCCAAAAUGUACCACCGAUCCUGCCAGACUGUGUGCUCAGGGGUGACUCUGGGUCUGCCGGAGUUCCUCGGCCGGAUCAACGGGGACAGCAGCAGCAGUGGUCUAAUCCACAGCACUACAAUACCACAACACUUCCAGGAUCCUGCUGCUGCUGCUGCUGCUGCUGCUUCUCCUCCCACCAUGUCCUCCAUAGUCAGGGACAGGCUCAGCUACGGCUGUACAGCUACGGCGGGCCUUCCCGGGCUGGAGUUCAGCCAUCUGAUCCACAUCGAGCAGCAGGCCAACGGCGGCGCCUCCGUGGUGCACGCCUACACCGAGGAGCUCUCCUGUCUGUCUCCAGCAGAGAUGCAGCGCUUUGCAGAGGAGUUUGUGAGCCUGUCGUUCAGCGAGGAUGGAGCUCAGGCCGCACGCUUUGUGAUGGGAAUCAUCCACGGAGCGGCUUCCUACCUCCCAGACUUCCUGGACUACUUCUCCUACAAGUUUCCCAACGCAACAGUGAAGAUGGAAGUGCUCGGAAAGAAGGACAUCGAGACGACCACCAUGGCUACCUUUCACUCUCAGGUGAAGAGGACGUAUUCCCGGGGAACGUAUCGUGCCGGCGCCAUGCGGCAGGUCAGUCUGGUCGGAGCCGUGGACGAAGAGGUCGGCGACUACUUCCCAGAGUUCCUCAGCAUGCUGGAGGAGUCUCCUUUCCUGGUGCGAACUCUGCCGUGGGGAACCUUCUCCAGUCUGCGGCUGCAGAGCCCGACCGAGAGCGACGACGGCCCAAUCAUGUGGGUCCGACCCGGGGAACAGAUGAUCCCCAUGGCGGACAUGCCGAAAUCCCCCUUCAAAAGGAAAAGGUCCACCAACGAGAUCAAGAACCUGCAGUACCUGCCCAGAACCAGCGAGCCCAGAGAGAUGCUGUUCGAGGACCGGACCAGAGCCCACGCCGAUCACAUCGGUCAGGGCUUCGAGCGACAGACCACGGCCGCUGUCGGCGUGCUGAAGGCCGUCCGCUGCGGAGAGGACAGCGACACUCCCGCCCGGAUCACCAAAGACGUUGUGUGUUUCCACGCCGGAGAUUUCCCAGACGUGGUCAUGAGGCUGCAGCUGGACCUCCAUGAGCCGCCGCUGUCGCAGUGUGUCCAGUGGAUCGACGACGCCAAGCUGAACCAGCUGAGGAGGGAGGGGAUCCGAUACGCUCGCAUCCAGCUCUACCACGACGACAUCUACUUCAUCCCCAGAGGAGUCGUCCACCAGUUCAAGACCGUCUCGGCCGUCUGCAGCCUGGCCUGGCACAUCCGACUCAAACAGUACCACCAGCAGGAGGAGAGGAAGGAGCAGGAAGAGGAGGAGAAGUUUUCACUAAGCGAAGCGCUGCAUAGAGUCAAACAGGAGGAAGACGUGGAGGAAGAGGGCAACAAGUGCGACUUUGCGGUGCAGACGGUGAGGAAGGUGGAGGAUGAGGACAUGGAGGGACGAGAGGAGGCACCGUCUCAAACGCUGACGCAUCACUUCAAGGAGGAAGAGGAAGAUGGCCAAGAAGAGAUGAAGGAGUUGCUGGGAACACAGCCUCUGCCUUUGGUCCAAAAUGAAUCGGAGGAGGUUGUCUUCAGUCCCACGUCGAUGGAAAUUAAAGUGGAGGAGCUUCAGGAGGACAGAAAGGGCGGCGCAGAGACGAAUCAAAGACUGGCGGGUCAGGAGGACGCUGGACAGGACGCAGCGUUCCUAAAGGCCUCACACCAGGUCAAGAAGGAAAGUGAUGUGGAGGAAGAGCGGCAGCCAAAGGCAGCGCUGCCAGACAAGACUAAAGACGACACGACGAGCGCUCCCAGCACACCGCAGAUCAAAAAAGAGAAGGAUAAAGGUAAACGUGAGCGAGACGAAAGGGAGAGGACUAAAGAAAAGAAGGAGAAGGACAGGAGUAAGGAUAAGGAGAAAAAAGACAGAGGAAAAGACAGAGAGAGGGAGAAGGUCAAGACUGAAGGAGGAAGAGAUGGGGGCGCCCUGAUCCUGACGCAGAUAAAGAAAAAGGAGGAUGAAGAGCGGACGAAAGAGGGAAGUCGAGGCUGCCCGACCGCGCCGGCUGCUCAGAGAGACGAGAAGUGGGCCAAGGAGGCCGACUCCAAAACACAAACCAACUUCAAGAGAGACAAGGAGCACGACAAGGACAGAGGAGCGCCGCCGUCCCGGCCCGACAGAGAGGACGGCCGAGACGGAGGCUCGCACAAAAACAAGUCCACACAUGGAAAGAAGGAGAAGAGCGGCCACAAGGAGGGCAAGGACACGAGCGUGUCGUCGGCGAAACCAGGCAGGGAGGACGGUAAGACACACAAACACCCGCAGCUGCAGGCGAAGAAGGACGGCAAGAAGGAGAAAGACGGCGGCAGAGAGGAGAUCAGGAAGAAGCCUGAACACAAACCAGCACGGACGCUCUUCACGUUCGAUCUCUUUAAGCCCCUGGAGGCUCACCAGCCGCUCGCCCUCUCCUUAUCAGACAGCAGACCCAAACCUUCCUCCAAGCCGGGGUCGGACGCUCGGACACUUGUUCCCUCUAAAGGACCAAAAGUAAAGGACUCAUUGCAGGGAAAACCAGCGGCGGCGGCGGGGCUGCAGGACUCGCUAAAGCAGCCUCUGAGGACACAAACGCCACAAACACAGAAAGACUUCUCGAUAUGAAUGUCUCCAUGUCUUCUGCUUUUAUUGUACUACUUAUGCCAAGGCCUUGUUAAAAUAUUUGACGGUUCACCCUUCCUUUAAGAGGCAACCAUUCCACCACUUAGACGUGACGCAGCGAGAUGAGGAUGCGCUCUGCGAGUAUUUUAACAGCGCCAGCAAAUGUAAGCUAAGGAGCUCACUUCAUUUUGUUGGUCAGCAGACGUACGAAGUCUUUAACACGAUUACACGAUUCGCUUUGGUGACCCGUGUGUCGGUGCCUGUGCACUACUCAGCUUCGCUCAUAAAGCUCCUAUUUUAGGUACUCGAGCCAAUCUGAAAACAAUCAUCUUCAUAGUACUUUGCAAAAGUUUUGAUACCUUUUUCACGUUUAGUCAUGUCAUAACCACAAACUUGGAUGGAUUUUAUGGGGAUUUCCAGAGAGAGCGACACAAAGUAACUAAGGUUACAUGAUUUACCAUUUUGAAAUCUGUUUUCUCCUUUGUCUGCUACCCUGAAAUAAAAUCCUGUGCAACAAAUGACCUCCGGAAGUCGACUAAUUAGUAAAUAAACCUGUAAAAUAUUCAUCUCCCCUUAAAUCAGGUCUUUUCAGAACUACAUUUCUCUGCAGGUGCAGCUGUAAGCUCGUUCAGAGUGGACAUCGGUUUCAAGCUGUCCAGUCAGAUUCAGGGCUACACCAGGAGUCUGCAACCUUUACGACAUAAAGAGCCAAAUAAAAGACAUUUACUCC
Molecule: messenger RNA, 4180 nt
Organism: Poecilia latipinna (sailfin molly)
Lineage: Eukaryota; Metazoa; Chordata; Actinopteri; Cyprinodontiformes; Poeciliidae
Product: round spermatid basic protein 1-like protein
Exons: 8
Coding region: 61-3453 (1130 amino acids)
Cellular component (GO): nucleus
Source: RefSeq, a predicted model, not a curated record